AAGCGUCUCGGUAAUAGAUCACCUGUCAACUAGUGCUGCAGCUCAACAUAUCGUUAAAAGGCGAAGUGCUGCCAAUUGUGUGUGUUGCUUAAGCAGAUACUUGUGGAACUCUGCUGGGACAGCCCCUAUGCAACAGUAACCAUAACUUGUGCCAUAAAUGAGUUACGUCGAUGUUUUUGUCGGGAAUUACAUCGUCAUUGACUUUGAGCUGUAUGACUUAUGGCUGAAUGGUCUCCCUGCGCAUGAGUGUGCCGUCACUCUGCAGCAGAGGGGAGUGUUGCAGUCCACUGGUGCCAGGUUCGACGAGCUGCUGUCAGACACAAAGGACAGCUUCCGGCUCUACGCCAGUCUAGAGCAACUCCUGAAAUGCCCCACAAAGUUUGGCAACCAGUCUGUCUACCAGAUAGAUCCAGAAACUCAGAAGACCCUCAUUGACAAGUACUAUAAGUCUGAUGACGUUGUAAUCCGGGAGCUUCUGGGUCGUAAAUUGUCCACCAGAAACCGCAACAACCUGGAUGAUGUCAGUGAGAAAACCAAGGUUCCCCUCCGCAGCUGCUGUAGACAGUUUGACAAUGUGAAGCGAGUGUUCAAGACUGUGGAGGAGAUGCCGGGAUCACUGGAGAAGAACAUCAAGACACUCUUCUGUCUCUCUUCUGACAAACUUGCUAAGAAAUAUGCAGCAAUUGUAUUCAUGACGAACCACAGAUUUGAAACCACGAAGAAGCGUCUCAGCCAUCUCACGUUUGAUGACUUCAUGUACUGUGCCGAGCUGAUGAUAACAAACUGGUCUUACAGUGCAGCAGAGUGUGAUAACCAUGAGGACAUGGACGUAGACCUUGAUCGCUCAUUUCUGCAGGAUCUCCGGGAACUGAAGAUCCUUACAGACAAACAGCACCUCGACGAACACAAGAUGUAUGUCAUGAACAGCCUAAAGACAUCUCUCAUCAAGAAGAAACAUUCCAGUCUCGAAGAUAAUUACAAGGCCACCUCCAAGACCAUUAUCAGUUUAGCGUACGGGUUAAACCACAGUAAGGAAGUGAGAAACUUUUUCUCCGAUGUCAUUGAAGAGGUAAUAGAACCAUUCAUGAACACAGGCUGGACGUAUGAAGACAUGAAGACAUUCCUGCAGAUGUACAAAGAUGCAGGUGUCAGACUCUCUGUCUUCAGGACGCUGCCGAGCCUGGGGAUCGUGUGGGAGCGAUAUAUGAACACAUUCAUCAACUGUUGCCUGAAGCUCUACCAUACCUAGCUCCAAGAUGACCAGUAAACUAGGACCAUCUGACCCCCAAUACCAACCCCAAGGCAUAGACGGAUAGACGAUUCCUGUUUUUGAUGCCAUGAUUUAACUGUUCCUUUUGUAAAGGGAUUGUAAUAUUUUUUAAUGGCAAAGUAAACUGCAUGCAAACAGACAAAUAAAUUCCAUGUGCUUUUUUGUGUACACUAGGUGAGUCAUUGAUUAUGUGAAAUAGCUAUUGGAUUUAUUUUAAUACUGUCAUUGCCCUCAUUACUGGCUGUUUCAACUUUAUAUCAACAAGAAAAAAAGGAAACUGUCACUCGAGAAACCAUUGUAAAUAUAAAAGUGCUUGUAUUUAUGUUAAAGAUUUUGUUAUAUUUUACACCACUGUUUACCCAUGAAAGAGCCAGUUUUUUUGUAGAGUUAUGAAAAUGCUCAAGAGUCAAACAUGUUUUAAACAUAAUGGGGCCAUAUGACAAGCUUAUGGUAUGAUCUAUUUUUGGGUUUGAUUUAUCUGAGUAGUCCAAAAAAAGAAUUUGAAACAAGAAGUGUUAUUAGUCAGAUUAGGAUAUGUUUAUUUGAUUUUUCAAGUAAAUCUUUUAAUUUAGUUUGUUACAAUCGCUUCACAUAUCCUUGAUGUUAAGAAAUUGUCAUACAUACUCAUUGAUGGCCACAUUUUUAGUUACUUAGAACAUAUUCCCAUCAUUUGUGCAGUCAUAUGAAACACUUAGAAUGUACUUUUUACUUAAACAUGAGUUUUUAGAAUUAUUACUGUACUCAGUAGUUUGAAAAAUAUUUUUCCAAUUUUAAAACUGUUAUUUUAGUCACAAACACCCUUUAUGUUAAUCUAAGAUGUUUGUUUAAUAUUGUCCCAUGUAUAGUUUGCCUCUGGUUCAUACAUUGUCAUGUUCAUUGCUGAUGGGAUCAAAGUACAGAACCCUGACCAAGGGGCAUUAUGUCCAUGUAGUUGACCACCGGAAUGGUUGUGAAAUACAAUGUAGCAAUGCAAGUGUGUUUGGGGUGUUGUAUGUGUGGCACUGCUAUUGUUUUCAUAUUAUUCUAUGAUGUGAAAGUACUUGUUCGCUUGAUGAUGGAAUAGGAGGUCUGUUUGAAAGAAAGCUCAACUCAAAGGAAUCUGUGUUUGUAUGAAUAUGUUUAUUUUAUUUUAUUCCAAAAUUAUAUUUCUUUUGUUUUGAUGCUCCCAGAAGGGAGAGCAUAUAGUCACUGCUUUGUCCGUCCAUCCAUCCGGCUGUACUUUCAUCAGGUCGUCACAGCCUUCUCAAGAGAAUAUCUUUUAAACUAUUGAUUGGAUAAAAAUGAAACUUGGUAUAUAGAAAUAUGACAAUGAGAGUGCACAAGAACCAUAAUCCUAUUAUGCAUAUUUAUUAAGUUAUCUCCCCUUUACCAUCUUUUCAUAAUUGGUGUUUUUCAGGGCCAUAAUUUCAAAACUAAUAAUUUGAUUGAAAUACAGAUGGAUGGCAAUGAGAUGAAGUGCAGUUCACAAGAACCAUAAUCCUAUCAUGUUUUUUAUUAAAUAAUGUCCCCUUCAACAUUUUUCAUAAUUGGUGCUUGUCUGGGCAAUGACUUCAAAAGAUCUGAUGGGAUUAAAAAAUAACUUGAUAUAUAGAUAGACUGCAAUAAGAGGAAUUGCAGUGUACAAGAACCAUAAUCCAAUCAUGCAUAUUUAUUAAGUUUUCUCACCUUACCCUUUUUUAUAAAUGGUGCUUCCUCACCCUUGUCCUUCAGAAUACCUUCAAAACUACUGAUGGGAUUGAAAUAAAACAUGGUAUAUGGAUUGAUGGCAGAGAGAGGAAGUGCAGUACUCAAAAACCAGAAUCCUAUUAUGCAUAUUUAUAGAGGUUAUUGCCCCAUAACCAUUUUUUUAAUCAUUUGAGCUUGUCCAGGCCAUAUCUUGAAAAAACAUUGAAUGGAUUGAAAUGAAACUUCAAAUAUAGAUUGAUAGAAAUAUUAAGAUGAAGUGCAUUAUUCAAGAUCCAUAAUCCUGCCUUGCAUUUUUAGUUCCCCUGAAACUCCCCUUAUCCGAUAGUUUUUGAAAAUUGGAGUUUGUCCUGGCCAUACCUUGGACAUUUGUGAAUUUCAUUUGCUGCUCUUUAAUUACAUUUCUUGAAUUUUACUUUUUUAUUUCUUGAAAAUUAUUUCUCAAACCUGCCCAUAUCUUUCCAAGGUAUGAUUUUUUCCAACUUGUGUAUAAUAAUGCUGCAACCAUUUACCUUCUACCAGCACUAAUUAAAAUUCUGCCUUUUCAUAGAGAAUGGGUGUUUGGGGAGCAUCUGUCGCUUCCAGUGAUAUCCUUGUUUCUGUCUUAUUUUAAGGAAUUAUGCAAUGAUCUAGCUAUUUUUUUGUUAAAGAAAACACUAAAUACUCCAUAUCUUAACAUGUUGCCUGUCUUUAUUUUUUUUAAAUUUUAUUUUCUUUAAGUGAAUAUUUUAACUUUUAUUUAUUAGAAGAGAUAUUUAAUUAAUGUUUACUUGAUUAUAAAGUACAUAUUAAUAAAAAAAUAUCUCCUCUUUCAUAAUACCAGUAAGUUUCAACCUUUUCAAAUGCCAAAUCUACAUAGUGAAAAUUAUGGGUACCUUUUUAAGCCAACUUAAUGUAUUUCUUUUUCCAACGUAGCAUGUGAUUUGUUCACUUUUCUGAAGGAAAGGCUCGGCCCCAAAGAGUAUUUUAAUAAUUGUCGCAUUUCAUGACUGGCAAUCGUUUAUCGCGUAAUAAAAUAUUUCUCACUUGUCUGGAGGAAAAAGAAGUUUAAAAUAGGGAGAGACGGGAGAGACACUUUAAGCUGUUGCCUGGUGUAACCUGCCUGCCUAUCCAUUAUUGUAUUGUUUUCUCUUAUCUACAUCAAUUAAUGUCUUUGCUUAAAAGCUCUCUCUUACAUUUGGAUAAAGUUUUUGUUUUAUUGUUGGUCACAUUUUUUUUAAUGGUGACUUAAAAUUGAAAGUUUUAUUUUUGGUGUCAGCUGUAAAUCGGAGAUAAACCCGCUGUUCUAUCAAAGUUUUAAAUCCAUUUCCAACUAAGUGUUGCAGUUGUUUUCAAAUUCUAGAAUUACUAGAUAUCUAAAUGCAAGUUGUUUUAGCACAACUUUUUUUGCAUUUUUUCACUUCUUUUCAUGUCAUUCUGUAAAUACUAUUGUAUUUGAUGACGAUGAGUGUUAGUAGUUUGUUAUGUUAGUUGAUUUUCUGAUUAAGUGCAAUAAAUUGCAACUAGAGA
This is a messenger RNA of Mya arenaria, 4462 nucleotides long. Its product is annotated as acidic fibroblast growth factor intracellular-binding protein-like. Lineage: Eukaryota; Metazoa; Mollusca; Bivalvia; Myida; Myidae. The record is from RefSeq and is a predicted model, not a curated record. The coding region runs from base 158 to 1249 and encodes 363 amino acids. Gene Ontology annotation, cellular component: nucleus. The transcript is spliced from 12 exons.